Messenger RNA from Leishmania braziliensis MHOM/BR/75/M2904, 1941 nucleotides. RefSeq lists its product as hypothetical. Lineage: Eukaryota; Euglenozoa; Kinetoplastea; Trypanosomatida; Trypanosomatidae. The coding region runs from base 1 to 1941 and encodes 646 amino acids. The record is from RefSeq and is a predicted model, not a curated record. The transcript has a single exon.
AUGUCGCUGCACUUUAACUGGAGUCGACUAGAUGAGACGUGCGCAGAGGCGCUGCGUCAACUCAUUAACAAGCGACUCGCCGAGGUGGUCGAGCGCAUUAACAGCCAACAUGCCGCGUCACCAAGCAGCGGCGCGGUCGGAUCAGCGUCAGCAGCUGCAAAGAUGAGUACAACCAUUCCCGUCCCGCUUUCCGGUGUUGCAGGGACCGCUACUUCUUCCUCGACCAGUCCUUACGGCGGUGGUGGCGGCAGCGCUGCUGUGGCGGGCAAGUCGGAGUGCUUACCUAACGCUAGUAGCGGCAUCUCUCCGGAGACACUGGCGGGCUUCAUCGCCAACCCGGCGAGCACGGCAGCCGGCGCCUCCGCAAAUCGCUGGGAGUCGAUCUCUAACCCAUCGGUUAGCUCCACGCUGAUGGGCGUAUCGACACCGCAUCCUUCUAACACCCAGGCACCCUACGGCAGCGCUGGUCUGCCAGCAUUUGGAGCGGCGGCACCAGCGUCGACGGCAGAGAUGCUUCCCACUGGGAGCGCGUGCGGCUCAGGGAAUUCUGCCUCAGGACCACCCAUCACUGCUGCCCUGCCGCACAACAGCGGCUAUCAUGGCGGAGGUGCAACCUUGCUUGCGGCAGACAUAAAUAGUGGCAACAAUGGUGGUGAGCCGUCGGAGAGCACCUCCUUCGUGGCUGAGCCGAUUACUGUGCCUGCGAUGGGUGUCUAUCGAACUACCGUCAGCUCAUCAUCGUCGUACUUUGGCCCAGCGAGCUCCACCGUGGCGGCGUCGUGUGCUGCGGCCACUUCUGCUGCUGGCGGCGCCGCUUACGUGCCGGGCACCGUGUCGGCACCCCCUGCCCCAGCAGCAGCAGAGAGUGCAAGCAGGGUGCCGCUGAUUGAAUACUUGGAGGUGGGCCGAGUGGAGUGGGGGACCACCCCGCCGUUCGUCGAAAUAGUCGCCUUCGAGAACGCGAUUGACGGACCUCCUGGCCGUACACGUCAGCACCUUCAGCAACAGCAGCAGGGCAAGGGACUCUUUGGUGGUGGCAGGGACGGGCAGGGCACCGGGCCCGAGACGCGCGGCACCUCCCCGUACACUGUGAGCCACACCACUUCAUUAGACACUCUCAUGACUACCUCCACCGCUGCUGUGGAGCCUGUGACGAGCCCCGCCGCUGUGACGGACAACAUCAACGAGAACUCGAACGGGAUCGCUUCCCGUGUGCACACCGGGGCCAAGAUGUUGCACCUGAUGAUUGGGUCACGUCCACUCUUAGACACGGCAAGUGCUGACAGCAGUGGUGCUGGUGGUGAGGUUGAUAUGUCUUCCCACCGGCAGCCAGCAUCCUCCGCUCCUUCGCAGUUUCCGUCGCAGCCGGAGCCGGUGGAUUCGCUGACCUCGGUGCUGGGUCCUGGCGGCCUCUACGUGCGCUUCCACGUGACCUACGGGGGUGCGAUGCAUCUGUCGAUGAACAUGGCGGUACAGCAUGAAAUUCGACUCGGCGCCGUUGCGUUGCGUGUCAGCUUGCCCAUGAUGUUCUAUCUCGCCAACCUCGACCUUGACUGCUACCUCUGCGUAAACAUGAAGGACAACAUGUGCGAGGUGUGGCUCGAGCCGGGUCCGCUCUCGCCGUUCGUGGUCAAUCGACUGAGCAUCACCGCCGUCAUCGGCGGGGACGACGACGACGACGGCGGCUCCGACUUGGAGGGCGGCAGAAAGAACGCCGGGACAGGCGACUACGGUGCCUCCUCCGCGGACUUCUAUUCCCCCUAUGGCAGCAGCAGCCUUUCCGAUGGCGACAGCGGCGAGGAGGGCAACGGUGUGUACGUGAAUGAGCACGAAGUAUCGUACUUUGUACUGCACGAACUUCGAGCCAUCUUGCGCGAGACACUCAUUGCCCCGCAUUCCAUUCGCAUACCGCUGUCUUUCGGUGGUGGUGGUGGUGGUUAG